Messenger RNA from Trachymyrmex septentrionalis, 1401 nucleotides. RefSeq lists its product as uncharacterized. Lineage: Eukaryota; Metazoa; Arthropoda; Insecta; Hymenoptera; Formicidae. The record is from RefSeq and is a predicted model, not a curated record.
UUCCGCUCGUGGAAUCCACGCUCGUGGCCUUCGUGUCCUGCCGGCACGAUCUGUGCUCGAUUAGACCGCGAAAUAUCUUGGAGUUUUAAUCGCGGAAGAAAAUAAUAAUAGUAAUUUUGUGGUGAAAAAAGUGAGGAAUAAGAUUCUUUGUUAUCGAGGAUGAGGAUGAAGAUCGCAUGGCUUCCGGCGCUGAUAUUCUGCGCGACCUUGGCCUUGGUAGCCGCCAACCUGGAUCUCGGACCGAUCAUCAAGAUCGCACAGUGCCGAUCAUCGUGUCUACGACAUCACAUGGUCGAUGGCAACUGCUUGAAUAUAAAUAAUAUCAACAGCCAAGUAUACGACUGUGAUUUGUGCUGGAAUAUUUGUGAAACCUUCAGUUACUGGGACAAAGAAGAAAUCAGUUGUACGCGAAUAUACAAGCACACAUCUCGUAUUCAAGGUUGCAAAACUGCGUAUACGUUUUAUCAAACACGCGGUAUGGAGGAAGACAAAUAUGAGCCGACCAAAUUACCAGCUCCUGAAGAAAAUAAAACUUUCCAUAUAAAUAACUAUGACAUUGCCGUAAUAAUGCAAAAAAAUGAGAAAGGAGUAUGGGAAGAAGAAAAUUAUUUCUACGCAAAGCAGCAGCCUGCAAUGAUACCUGGCGGCUGGAUCAUCGUCGUCACGGAUGAUGGCGUGGUCAAACACUACAGUUGGGAUAAGUGGUGGCCAAAACUACAAUUACUCAAAGCCGGUGGUCCUCUCUAUCAGGCCUAUAUCACAUGGGAGGAUUGGCAAAUUCAACUGAAGGAUCAACGCGAAAGGAUUACCUCAAAUUACUUUAAGCGUCAGUCCGUGAAAGAGAAACAGAAUAAAUCGUCUUUCGUCGUUACCUGGCAGCAGGAGACGGGAGACGGUAUUAUGGGCAACCAGGUAACAGACAGCGAAUCGGCACAGAUUUCCUUGCCGUGCGGUAAAUAUUUGGUCAGAAUAGCCACCAACGACGGUCCCGGUAGUUACCCGAUCGUUGUCGACACUGGCGACUGCAAAAGUCCCAAAAUAUCAAUCUGGGACCUAUAUAAGUACAUCAAUGAUCCGAAAAAUUUGAUAUUUAUAUUCUUAAUGGUGGUACUCUUCUGUUCUAUUCCUAUUAUAUAUUUAUUUAGACGAAAUCGAAUAAAGAAUGGAAAAAAGAAUAAGAUGGAGGAGGGCUUGACGAAGUCGGAGAAGAUAAAGGAGAAAAUCCUGAAGCAGCAAUUGCAAAAUAAACUAAUGGAUCGAGUGCAGACUAGCUUGGAACACAGAUACCAUAAUCACUCUACAGACAAUCUACUGUGGGUCAACCGUGUUAACACUAGUAUAAAAGCACAAAAUGCGAAUGCGAGCACGCAAAAUAGAAGAGAGAAAGCAAACGUGAUUUAG